CGACACGUCGUGGUGGGCGCCCACGCUGCGUCCCUUUGCAUCGUCUCGGCUCCACACCAUAGUCCUCCGCCUCCAGGCUCCAACACCACACCAUAGUCACGCUAGGGAUCAGUACAGGAGUAGGGAAGCAUCUCUCACAUCGAUCGACGAGCGGCGCUAGCUUGGAGCCUUGGAUCCAUGGAGUCCCCGCAGAAGAAGGCUGGAUCCAUGGAUGGCACUGGCAGCGAGAAGACGCCUCUUCCUCAUCUGCUGCCGGUGACCGUGGCGAAGAAGGCGCCUCGUCCGGAUGUUGUCCGAGAGGUCAGCGAGUGGGUGCUCGUGACCGCCUUCUCCUUCGCCUUCGCCUUGGUGUUCUCCUUCGGCUUGGCCUACGCACUCGAGCUCUUCCACGUCCAGUGCAGCCAGUCCUCCCUCUUUCUUCGGUGCGGCCUGCUGACGGACGCGGAGGAAGCUGUGAUGAACGCCCUAGGUAUCGGGAUGCUGUGCUGCGUCGCGCUCCAGGCGGCCGCAGCGGCGCUGUGGGUCCGCCGUGCCCUCGCCUACCUCGCGCUCGCGCUCACCAUCGGCGGCCACUGCUUCUACGCCGCGCUAGCCCGCCUCUUCCUCGUCGCCGACCCAGGAGACCUCUUCUUCAGGAUCUGCUCAACCGUGGGCAUCUUCGUCUGCGCGGCGGGAGACACCAUCAGCUUCCUGGCCCUCAUCCUCGGCCGCGAGUAG
Messenger RNA from Triticum dicoccoides, 717 nucleotides. RefSeq lists its product as uncharacterized. Lineage: Eukaryota; Viridiplantae; Streptophyta; Magnoliopsida; Poales; Poaceae. The coding region runs from base 178 to 717 and encodes 179 amino acids. The record is from RefSeq and is a predicted model, not a curated record. The transcript is spliced from 4 exons.